CUCCAAUCAUUCAAGGUGUAAGGGUAAGCCAUGUGAUUGACUCUCUGUCAGCCUCCUGAGUUCCCUCUCGAUUCACUCAUCAAAUCCUUCUCGUUUCGUUUCGUUUAUUUGUAUUCGAGAAGUCGCUUUUCAUUUUCCUUUACGGACGAUGACAUUUUUUAUGUUACUAGCGCAAUGCCGCAGAGAGUGAGACAAAGUCUACUGAGAAAUACUCUUCUUAUUUAUAUUACUGUCUCCAGUGUAACAAUAUCAGCCGAUGUCUGCUCCGAGAAAUUAUCGGAUGGAGCAGUAGACCCGUGUAUCUCUCCGUAUCAAGAUACAGUUCACUAUUCUCCAAAGUUUUUUCCACAAGUAGGAACCAAAAUAAAGGCAGUUACAUUAUCAGAUGAUUCUAAAUGGAAAUUCGGCAAUAAGGGCGACUUGAUUGAAAAGGAAUAUCAAUGUGUUUGUACUCCAAUCUUCUGUGACUGUUCUUGGCUCAACUUAACAACAGUGCCUCAGAACCUCCCCAAGUCUAUAGUAGCGCUAAAUCUAGCCCAGAAUUUUAUUCGAGACUUGCCAAAUUGUAGCUUUUGUAACUACACGAAUUUAAUGCACUUAGAUUUAACUCGGAAUGAGCUGACGAAAUUUCAAGUUGGCUCUUUUUGGGGCCUCGCUAAUUUAACGAUCUUAAAUCUUUAUAAUAAUACGAUAUUUUAUUCCAGCAAAAAUUUUCCAGCUGGAGUUUUUGAGCCGUUACGAUCUUUAAGGUGUUUGAAAAUAAACAGGAAUUUGCAUGCAAGCUAUAAACGUAGCUUUAGCUACCCAGAUUUAGCGCUUGCAAAUCUCGUAAGCCUGGAAUCACUCUAUUUAGACGGUAUCAGUGAUUUAAACUUUGGUAAAGGAUUUGGAAAGUUAACGAAAUUAAGAACUUUGGUCCUGGCAGGUCACUUAGAGGGAUUCUGCCAAGUUGGUAGCCUGACGAAUAAAACGUUCCGAAACCUUGGCCAAAUAACAAGUUUGAACAUAAGCAGCUGUAACUUACGCGGGGAAAAUGUUAGCUCAGACAUGUUCAAGCCUUUGGUGAAUUUAAUUUCUUUGGAUGUCAGCUUCAACUUAGCUUUAGGUCUAAGCAUUUUCUUAGCCGCUUUGAAAAACGUGAACACCAUAGAAGUUCUGAGAAUGAACUUUAUCGAUUCAAGCUAUCUCCCAUCAGUGACCAUUACCCAGUAUAUGGUUCAAUGCUUGCCGUCUGCGCUGCGUACGUUGGAGGCCCAAGGAAACAAUUUUGAAUCCAUGGCCCAAGGAGUUCUUCAGUACAUGCCUCCUAAUCUUAGCUAUGUUGAUGUUGGGGGCAACCGAUUUCUCUAUGGCGCUUAUAUCCAAGAACUGAAGAGUCUUCGUAACUUAAAAGUACUGAAAAUAAACGCGGGGAAUGAUUUACAUAACAUUCCAAAGUAUGUACCAAAAAUGUCAGUUUGCUUAAGACCUGGAGAAGUUAGAACAAAUGACGCAGACCCAAUGCUUGAACCUUUAGUUAUAAGGCUGCCACCAAAAUUACUUUGUCUUGACAUGCGCAAUGCUGGUUUGAAAUAUCUUCUCUCUGAGCUGACGUUUGAUGACAACAAUUCCUUAGAGUCACUGCUCUUGAGUCAGAAUGACUUCCCUGGCGUUUAUGGCCCAUUCAAAGGACUCAGGAAAGUGAAACGCCUGACACUAGAUCAGUGCUUCGUUAAUGAAAUUAAUCCAUAUUUUUUUAAGGAAAUGGACACAUUAGAGGAACUGGAAAUCAAUGACAACCAAUUGGGGGGCUUCUUUCAAGAAAAUCCAAAUAUUAGUAUCUUUAAAUAUUUAAAGAAACUUACAUAUAUUGAUUUGUCUAACAACGCAUUACCGGUUGUCCACACGCGCCAAUUCGAAGGCGUCAACAAUCUGGAGGAAAUCAAUUUAAGUCAAAACAAUAUGUGGACAUUUUUUAUCAACAUCAGCGCUAUGGACAAAUUAAGAGUGCUAAACCUGAGCCGUACCCAGCAUUCGUCCCUGCCACUCGAGACCCGUCAACACAUCGACUUCCUGUUGACGUCACACGAGGUUAAAGUUGACAUGUCCUACACGCCCAUUCUAUGUGAAUGCAGCAACAGAGACUUCCUGACCUGGAUGACCAAGUCUCCGGCCUUUGAUGUCACCUUCGCCAACUAUGUGUGCCCCUUUGAUGAUAGCAGCUUCAAGGAGAUCACUGAUGCUUUUCAAACGACGAUGCGAAACCUGAACCUGAAAUGUGCUGACUACACCGUCCUUUUCUUGGUUGUCGUCUGCGUCACUCUAAGCUUAGUCAUUUUUGUUGCAGGAGCUGUUUUAUAUAGAUUUCGAUGGAGAUUGCGGUAUAUGUACUACGCAGCCUACUUGAUGUUCAAUGGUAAAAUACAGAAAGAUAAAAAGCUUCAGAAUUUUCCAUUCGACGUCUUCAUGUCGUAUGCUAAUGAGGACGAAGAAUUUAUCUUAGAGGAACUUUUACCAGAGCUGAAUCGUCGCAAUGUUAAAGUCUUGGUCCAUGGACGAGAUUUUGCUGUGGGCGAGUUUAUAGGCACCAACAUCCUGACGGCCAUUAAACAAAGCAGGAAAACGUUAGUGAUUCUGACGAGCUAUCUGAUAAAGAGUCACUGGUGUAACUUUGAGAUCCAGAUGGCCAAUGUGGAGUCGGUCAACACAGGACGUCCAGUGCUGAUGUUUCUCAUUCUCGAAGCGAUUCACACAACGAAGCUAACCUCUGACCUCUUGUAUCACCUCAACAAUAACACAUACACUAUGUAUCCCCACGAGGAGACCACUGGUUUGUUUUGGGACAAAUUGGCCAGAGAUCUUCUGCAACCUUAGAUCAUUUUAGUACAAAUGUUGAUCUAUACUCAUUGUUUGAUUUAUAUGCAUAUCUUAAUAAAUAUUCACUAUAUUCA
This is a messenger RNA of Biomphalaria glabrata, 2930 nucleotides long. Its product is annotated as toll-like receptor 4. The transcript is spliced from 5 exons. NCBI's taxonomy places the organism in Eukaryota, Metazoa, Mollusca, Gastropoda, Planorbidae. Gene Ontology annotation, molecular function: transmembrane signaling receptor activity; protein binding. The record is from RefSeq and is a predicted model, not a curated record. Bases 175 to 2853 code for a protein of 892 amino acids. Gene Ontology annotation, biological process: immune response; inflammatory response; toll-like receptor signaling pathway. Gene Ontology annotation, cellular component: membrane.